CCAUAUAAUUAUCCAUAAAAUAGAUGCAUUCAAACUUUAUAAUUAUUUAAAGAAAAAUAAAUAAUUGCAAACCUAACCUUCUUUUACCUCCACUCAAAAAAAAAAACCUUCUUUUACCUCGCGACCAGAACACCCUCUUCAGUUUCACACUCCCUCUCCAACUCAAGAAGAGAGGAAUUUGAAGAGGGAGAUCUGAUGUACUUGCUUUCGGAUCUUAAUUUCAUCCAGAAUCAUGAUGAUUGCUUUAGAGCAUAAAGAUACUACACAGAGGAAUUAUGAGGCAUCCGUUAAAUGCCUCCAGUUUAAGGGUCACCCCUGCUCCUUGCAAUAUAAUAAUGCUUACAUUGAGGGAUUUCCUGGUCUCCAAGACAGGCUAUGUGGUCCACCAAUUGGUAAUGUAGUAGAUCCAGAUUGCUUGUCAAGCAAUGAGCUACAAGAAUCUUCAAAAGAAUGUACGCAGCAGCCCAUCAUCUAUCAUCAAGGCAUCAGGUCACGCACCACCAAUCGUGACUUGACUGGUGUUUCAGUUCACCAACCUAAUGCCUUUCAGAGCCAACUCAAUCCAUUUGCAGUAAAUUAUAGAUACCAGCAUGCACCAGUGAACAUGUUUGCUCAGAAUUAUUCAUAUGACCACCUAUUCCAAGAUUUUCAAUAUUUUGUUGUGAUCGAUUUUGAGGCCACAUGCGACAGAGAAAAAAAUCCUCAUCCACAAGAGAUUAUUGAGUUUCCAUCUGUAAUAGUUAGCAGCAUUACUGGGAAAUUAGAAGCUUGCUUUCAAACUUAUGUGCGGCCUUCAUGCAACCAAGUCUUGAGUGAUUUCUGCAAAGAUCUAACUGGCAUUCAGCAAAUUCAGGUGGACAGGGGAGUUCCACUAACUGAAGCUCUACUUAGGCAUGACAAAUGGCUUGAAAUGAAAGGAAUAAAAAACACGAACUUUGCUGUUGUAACAUGGUCUAACUGGGAUUGCCGGGUGAUGUUGGAGUCUGAGUGCCGUUACAAAAAAAUUAGAAAGCCCCCAUAUUUCAACCGAUGGAUCAACUUGAGGGUUCCCUUUCAUGAGGUCUUUGGUGGUGAUAGAUGCAACUUGAAACAGGCAGUGGAGAAGGCUGGUCUCACCUGGCAAGGUCGUGCUCAUUGCGGUCUGGAUGAUGCCACAAACACUGCUCAUCUGCUCUCCUUGAUUAUGCAUAAGGGCUUUAGGUUCUCAAUUACCAACUCACUUCCUUUUGACACUGGCGAUGGUUCAUUCACAUGGAAGCCAACUCAGGAUAAGCCUCUUUAUGUUAUGCCCCAGCCACAGAAACAUCAGCAACUGCGACCUCUUCUGCAGUACAAUCACUGCUGUUAUUGUGGGGUGACGAGCACUAGAGGAGUGAUCCGGAAACCAGGUCCGAAGCAAGGGAGCCUAUUCUUUGGAUGUGGAAACUGGACUGCUGCUAGAGGUGCGCGUUGCCAUUACUUUGAAUGGGCUUCUCCAUAACAUGCCAGGAGCAAAUACUCCUUUAUCCUCCUGACAGUAGCUCGUUACCUGUUACCGUUUGUAAAAAGAAGUAUUGAAGUUUGGGUUUCCUGUAGAGGCAGCAAGCAAACAUUCGCGUUGCUGGAGUAGGGUCUCGGCUUCUCUAUUGGGUUUGUGUAGAUAAACUGUGUCGGCUUGUUUCUGCCGUUGGGUGCUCCAACAGGUAUAGAUAACGAUCUGAACAAUAUAUUAUGAUGCUGGAUUGAGUAACUAAAAUAGGCAAUGGCGUGCGUAGACACAUCUAAUUGUCUUGAAAUUGUGUGAAUCUUGGGCACCCAAGUGUUCCCCCUGUAUAUUUAUGAUGAGGAAGAUUUGAGUUUGUUUGAAUCUAAA
Molecule: messenger RNA, 1852 nt
Organism: Salvia miltiorrhiza (redroot sage)
Lineage: Eukaryota; Viridiplantae; Streptophyta; Magnoliopsida; Lamiales; Lamiaceae
Exons: 5
Coding region: 233-1480 (415 amino acids)
Biological process (GO): exonucleolytic trimming to generate mature 3'-end of 5.8S rRNA from tricistronic rRNA transcript (SSU-rRNA, 5.8S rRNA, LSU-rRNA)
Molecular function (GO): nucleic acid binding; 3'-5'-RNA exonuclease activity; zinc ion binding
Source: RefSeq, a predicted model, not a curated record